GGCCCCGCGGCAGCUGAGGGCCGCCCUGCACAGCGCCCCUCUGUGAUGCUCGGCCUCCCCUGUACCGGACCACUCCGUCGGGGCCCUCCGCUGCGGAUAUGACUCUGUUUCUGUGUCUGUGUGGAUGUUUGAUUGUGCUUCUGGCUUUGGUGGCGGUGUACUUGAAGCUCAGAGGGUCCGAGCACGGCCCCCAGGGGCCCCCUUGCCUGCCCGCACUGCCCCUGAUCGGCAGUCUGCUGAGUCUGCGAAGCCCGCACCCUCCCCAUGUGCUCUUCAAGGUGCUGCAGGGGAAAUACGGAGACACGUACUCCCUGAUGAUGGGCUCCCACACCGUCAUCGUCGUCAACCAGCACAGACACGCCAAAGAGGUCCUGCUGAAGAAGGGAAAGAUGUUCGCAGGGAGACCUAGAACUGUGACCACAGACGUUCUGACCAGAGAUGGGAAAGACAUCGCGUUCGGAGACUACAGUGCCACCUGGAAGUUCCACAGGAAAAUAGUCCACGGAGCUCUGUGCAUGUUCGGGGAGGGCUCGGCGUCCAUCGAGAAGAUCGUGUGUGCCGAGGCCCAGUCUCUGUGCUCCGUCCUGUCGGAGGCGGCGGCCGGCGGACUCGCCCUGGAUCUGUCCCCCGAGCUGACGCGCGCCGUCACCAACGUCAUCUGUUCGCUCUGCUUUAACUCCUCCUACUGCCGCGGCGACCCGGAGUUCGAGGCCAUGCUGGACUACAGCCAGGGCAUCGUGGACACGGUGGCAAAGGACAGCCUGGUGGACAUCUUCCCCUGGCUGCAGGUUUUUCCCAAUGCAGACCUGCGCCUUCUGAAGCAGUGCGUUUCCAUCCGAGACGAACUCCUGCAGAAGAAAUACGAUGAACACAAGGCCAACUACAGCGACCACGUGCAGCGGGACCUGCUGGACGCCCUGCUCCGAGCCAAGCGCAGCGCCGAGAACAACAACACGGCGGAGGUCAGCGCGGAGUCGGUGGGCCUCAGCGACGACCACCUCCUCAUGACCGUGGGAGACAUCUUCGGGGCCGGAGUGGAGACCACCACCACUGUGCUCAAGUGGGCCGUCGCCUACCUCAUCCAUCACCCGCAAGUGCAGAGGCGUAUCCAGGAGGAGCUGGACAGUAAAGUGGGCGGCGGGCGGUGGCCCCAGCUCGGCGACAGGGGCAGUCUGCCGUACCUGGAGGCCACCAUCAGGGAGGUGUUGCGCAUCCGCCCCGUGGCCCCGCUGCUCAUCCCGCACGUGGCCCUCAGUGACACCAGCAUCGGCGACUACACCGUGAGGAAAGGAACCCGAGUCAUCAUCAACCUGUGGUCUCUGCACCACGACGAGAAGGAAUGGACAAACCCAGAUCUCUUUGACCCAGGUCGGUUCCUGAACAGCGACGGCACGGGUCCGAUCAUCCCGUCGUCCAGCUACCUGCCGUUCGGCGCCGGGGUCCGGGUGUGUCUGGGCGAGGCCCUGGCCAAGAUGGAGCUCUUCCUCUUCCUGUCCUGGAUCCUGCAGCGCUUCACGCUCUCCGUCCCGCCGGGCCACGCGCUGCCCAGCCUGGAGGGCAAGUUCGGCGUGGUCCUGCAGCCGGCCAAGUACAAGGUGAACGCCGCGCCCCGGCCGUGCUGGGAGAGGAGCGAGGGCCAGGCGUGUUGAGGCCGGCUCCGGCCAGCGGCUCUCGGUCGUGAGUCGACAUCAAGCGAGCAGCGGUGAACUGAUCAAAUCGGAACAUCUCUUUGUAUUGCAUGACAUUUAUUAUUAUUAUUAUUAUUUAGAAUGUAACUGUCAAACAGUAGUUACUGUCAAACAGUAGUUCCAGACAUUAUUUAUGAAUAGUUUGAUGAAAUGCAAUAUUUGAACAAGUUCUCUCUGCUGCCAUGAGAAAACCUGAUAUGGACAAGGUAUCAAUAUUUAAUAGGAGAAGCUGCCUGAAUCUUUUAAGGCAAAUAUAUGGAUUCUGCCUGUAAGAGUCGUUCAACCAUGAGUCCAUUGAGCAAUACUGAUACCAAGCAGCUACACAUAUACUGUAUAAUGUUCUGCCUGUCAGCCUGUACCUGCUUUUGAAAUAUAUUAUAUAUAUAUAUAUUUUAUUUUUGUUUCUGUCUCAGUGUACAAUGUAAUUUCCUCUGUUUAAAGUUACACUUCCUGUAACGCCCUUUGGAAAAAAAAGAAUCUUAGUUCCUUUCAUUUUCUUUUAAUGUAUUCAAUAACCUUUUAUUAAAGGCUUUUAUUUGCAAAAAA
Scophthalmus maximus (turbot) is the source of this 2234-nucleotide messenger RNA. RefSeq names its product steroid 17-alpha-hydroxylase/17,20 lyase (gene cyp17a1). Gene Ontology annotation, molecular function: heme binding; iron ion binding; steroid 17-alpha-monooxygenase activity. NCBI's taxonomy places the organism in Eukaryota, Metazoa, Chordata, Actinopteri, Pleuronectiformes, Scophthalmidae. Gene Ontology annotation, biological process: hormone biosynthetic process; progesterone metabolic process. The record is from RefSeq and is a predicted model, not a curated record. The transcript is spliced from 8 exons. The coding region runs from base 99 to 1649 and encodes 516 amino acids.